UAGAGCAGCGUCAGUAAUCCAACUGCGACGCAGAUCUUCCCUCCUCACCACACUAGACAGCUCAACGCGCGCACACACAAUGUUAUUCAAGCAAUGAAUCCUGCGAAUUUCACUAGAACUAAAAGAAAUACAGAAGAAUAUAUAUUUGCGGUUGGUACUUACAAAAUCCUUGCUUUUGCUAUCGGAACAAUCGGAUUCUUCGGAUUUUGCAACAAUAUUAUUGUCAUCAUGCUGUACUACAGAUUCAAGAGACUCCGGACCCCCACAAAUUUGUUAAUAGUAAACAUAAGUAUAAGUGACUUGUUGGUGUCUGUCAUUGGAAUUAACUUUACGUUUGUUUCGUGCAUCAAAGGCGGAUGGGACUGGAACUCGGCAACAUGCGUCUGGGACGGAUUCAGCAACAGUUUAUUUGGCAUCGUGUCCAUCAUGAGUCUUUCAGCUCUGGCAUACGAGCGCUAUAUCCGGGUGGUCUAUGCUCAGGUGGUGGACUUCCCCUGGGCCUGGAGGUGCAUCACCCACAUCUGGCUCUACUCCCUGGCCUGGACAGGGGCUCCUCUUCUGGGGUGGAACCGCUACACCCUGGAGAUCCACCAGUUAGGCUGCUCCCUGGACUGGACAUCCAAGGACCCUAUCGAUGCCUCCUUCAUUCUCCUCUUUCUCCUGGCCUGCUUCUUUGUCCCCGUGGGCAUUAUGAUUUACUGCUAUGGGAACAUUCUCUACACGGUGCGAAUGCUCCACUCCAUCCAGGACCUUCAGACAUUGCAGAUCAUUAAGAUCCUGCGCUAUGAGAAAAAGGUGGCCAUCAUGUUCUUGUUGAUGAUCUCCUGUUUCCUGGUGUGCUGGACACCAUAUGCCGUGGUGUCCAUGAUGGAAGCCUUUGGCAGGAAGAGCAUGAUCACCCCCGCCAUCGCCAUCGUCCCCUCCGUCUUCGCUAAAUCCAGCACGGCCUAUAACCCUCUCAUCUACAUCUUCAUGAGCAGAAAGUUCCGGCACUGCUUGCUGCAGCUGCUGUGCUCCCGGCACUCGUGGAUUCAGCGCAGCAUCAAGGACCGCCCCCUGGCCCGGAGCAUCGAGCGGCCUAUCCGCCCAAUCGUCAUGUCCCACCGAGGGGGCGGGGAACGACCAAAGAAGAGGGUGACCUUCAGCUCCUCCUCCAUCGUCUUCAUCAUCGCCAGCAAUGACGUGCACCACCUGGACACCACCUCCAAGAGCGGCGGUAUGUCGUCAGAGGGCAUCCAGGUGCGGCCGCUGUGACAGAGCAUUAUGGGUACUGUAGUACAUCAUGCUACACCCAGGUCACCAUGGGAACUGACUAAUCACCUCAUAUCACCUGUUCCUCUGUAUACCUCAGGACUUCCUCUCAUGAAACACAGAAUCCAGAAGUUCCAAAACACCCUUCUGACACAAGACUACUGGUUCUCAUUUUAGCCUUUUUUAAGAUCCAUCGCUAUAAACUGUAGAGACUUUUUCCCAACCCUCUUUCACUGUGCCUCAGAAGGAACAAACCCUUGAAGUGUUCAAAGUACUGUAUGCAGACUGUCUCACCGUGAACGCUCUUAAACACUCCAUUCUACCAUCUAUCCUAUCAGUUAUGGUAACCGAAUGAUGUAGCUGUGAGUUUGUGACCUAUUUCUCUUGGCUCGAACACUGUUGUUUUCAAUGGCACCUCUGUAAUUGUGUCUGCCAGCCUUUGACAUAGUCUCAUGCUGAGCUGGGUGUUUUUAAACAGUACCCCCUGUGUCAUACCGGAGGUCAGCAGUGUUAAUGGACCAGUGAUUGGCUGAGGAAGAGAAAGUGAUGUUGAUUAUUACUAUUUCCCUGGUUGGCAGCUUUAUUGUGCUGAAUGAACUUAUGAGGAAAUGCCUUACAAUAUUGCAGCAGCACAUUCUGCACAACACUCUCUCCACCUUUGUCACAUCCAGAUACAAGAAAUAUAUCCUAUAUUCAGGGGUGAAAGUAGAUUUAAAUUCUUCCCGGUACAGGGACCUCCUAUAUGUGUGCACGCACUUAAUUCUGCUUAUAUUUUCCAACAUUUGGUAGGCUAUUUGUUUGUCAACUUGUCUAUAAUUAGAUACAUGCAGCUUCUCUUCUGUCAUUACUUGAUGCUCGUCUAGAAUACUAAAUAAAGCCUUGCUCACCAGAAUAAUGUCAUAAACUGAUAGAAUGAUCAAUGCAUCAUCAACAAUAUAGUUGAUGUCUAUAAAG
Messenger RNA from Coregonus clupeaformis (lake whitefish), 2205 nucleotides. Its product is annotated as opsin-3-like. Gene Ontology annotation, molecular function: G protein-coupled receptor activity. NCBI's taxonomy places the organism in Eukaryota, Metazoa, Chordata, Actinopteri, Salmoniformes, Salmonidae. Bases 94 to 1254 code for a protein of 386 amino acids. The transcript is spliced from 4 exons. Gene Ontology annotation, biological process: G protein-coupled receptor signaling pathway; visual perception. Gene Ontology annotation, cellular component: photoreceptor outer segment; membrane. The record is from RefSeq and is a predicted model, not a curated record.